Messenger RNA from Loa loa (African eye worm), 239 nucleotides. RefSeq lists its product as hypothetical. The annotation marks the transcript as partial. NCBI's taxonomy places the organism in Eukaryota, Metazoa, Nematoda, Chromadorea, Rhabditida, Onchocercidae. The record is from RefSeq and is a predicted model, not a curated record. The transcript has 2 exons.
AUGACCGACUGGCUAAGCCCUAAGCACUCAAUAAUUUAUUUGGGUAUGUGUCCAGUAAUAGGAGAGGUACCGUGCUUCCGUGAAAAUAAAACAGGGGGAGAUAAGUUUGGAGACUCGGAGCUGCCAGCCGGCACUCCUCGCAGGCGUACUAAACAGCGACAAAGCCUAGAAAUGGCCAGCACGGAGUGGGGGUGGGCACGUGGUCUCAUCCAGGGCUUGGCACGGUUGCGCCAGCAGUG